Bursaphelenchus xylophilus (pine wood nematode) is the source of this 1396-nucleotide messenger RNA. Lineage: Eukaryota; Metazoa; Nematoda; Chromadorea; Rhabditida; Aphelenchoididae. The record is from the annotation of a GenBank genome assembly.
AUGGUUGUUGAAUGUGGAGUGGCGCCAACUGGACUACCGUACUCCAAGCCGACCAGUCCGAGAGGAAUGAGAUCCACCAAGUCCCGGGGAAUAAUUCACUCGGUUUUGGAGAAAGGGACGGCCCGAUUGAUCUGCGAUGAAGAUUUCAGGACUCUUCGAGUGAGUUAGACAUGCUUUAUAGUGGUUUUAAAGGGGUUUUUGGGACUUUCAAGUUUUCGUGGUGGGACCCAAAAUUUGGAAUUUUAGCGACAAGAAAUGGUCAAAAAAUCGUUGCAAUAAAAUUUACAACGCUUUAUGGGAGUUUAUUCUCUCUUGCGGCCUCGUUUUUACCUUAAGAUAGAAUUCUCAGGUUUUCGUGGUGGGACCCGAAAUAUGGAAUUUUUACCGACAAACUGGCCAAAAAUCGUUGCAAUAAAAUUUACAACGCUUUAUGGGAGGUUAUUCUGUGUUACAGACUCGUUUUUUACAUAAAACAAAGUCUGAAGUUUUCGUGGUGGGACCCAGAAUUCGCAAUUUUCAGCUAAAAAUAUUGAAAAUGACACAGUUAUGCGAUGCAUCACAAUGAAAAAGGCAUUUUACUGCUUCAAACACGCUUUUUAAAGACUAAAAUUGAGAUUUCAGGUUUUCGUUGUGGGACUCAGAUUUUUUUCCAAAAGCUUCAAAACUGUCAAAAAAUAUUUCCCUUUUCUUUCAGGGCAUUCUCAUAACCGACAAUGAUGACACAUUUUCCAUUUUUGGCACACUCAGAAGUCAUGAAGACCCCUCAACCAGCCACGAAUUCCCCAUGGAUAUUACUAUUGUUGAUGGCGACACCGCCGACAGAUACGAAUUGCUGGCCGUGAACGUGACGCUCGACCACUUCCAGCAUCCCGUCACCUUGGCUGAGCACACGGUCAUCAAGAUUGAUCAUCCCGCCUUCAAGUUUCACACUACCGAAGUUUUGAUCGGAAAUAAGUAAGAAGAUGGCGGAAAUCGUCCGCAAAAUAGGUCGAAGAUGAUGAACAAAGAUCACAGAGAUCACAAAAAACACUUGGGUCAUCUAUUUUUAUCCGGUUUCACCUGUUUAUGACCUUUUUUCAUCUGUUUUUGACCAAAAAUAUUAUAGGUAUCAAGUGUAAUAUAAAUUUUUGAUCGCUACGCAAAAAUUAACGUCUAUAUGAACUUGAAAUGACCCUCAAUGCUAUCUAUAUUCAAUUUCAGAGCCGAUGUGGCCAUUCAUCGCUUCAUUGAUCCGAAAUUUUCGCACGAAAACGAGAAAAAAGUCCUGGUGGGUCAGAUGACUUUGAAGGUGGUUGCGCAAGAACGCACUGCUCCCACAACCCGACGACUCUCCGAAUGCUUGUCUCCAAGCUGUACCGAGGAGGUUAUCGAACAGACCGACGACUUUUUGGCCUGA